Molecule: messenger RNA, 6253 nt
Organism: Pristis pectinata (smalltooth sawfish)
Lineage: Eukaryota; Metazoa; Chordata; Chondrichthyes; Rhinopristiformes; Pristidae
Gene: ift54
Product: TNF receptor-associated factor 3 interacting protein 1
Exons: 15
Coding region: 169-2103 (644 amino acids)
Biological process (GO): cilium assembly; intraciliary transport; regulation of microtubule cytoskeleton organization
Cellular component (GO): ciliary basal body; centrosome; axoneme
Molecular function (GO): microtubule binding
Source: RefSeq, a predicted model, not a curated record
UGUUGGGUUGGAGCCGGUUUGAAGUGGUUGGGAGGGGGGUAACCGGAGGGGCUCCGUUUCGGCUCGAUCGGAUCCGACCGGGCCAUUCGCCGUACUCGGAGGAGCUUCUGCAUCCCAGGGUGUGGGGGAAGGGCUCGGCGAGCGGCUGCUCUCGGCCGACGACGCGCCAUGAGCUCUCACUUCGUGAAGCGCACUCAGGACUCUCUGGGGAAAGUGAUCAAGAAGCCGCCGCUGACCGAGAAGCUGCUCAGCAAGCCGCCCUUCCGCUACCUGCACGACAUCUUCACCGAGGUUAUAAGGAUCACUGGGUUCUUGAAAGGACUGUAUACAGACUUUGAGAUGAAAUCUGAUAAUGUUAAGGAUAAAGAUGCUAAAAUUGCAUUCCUUCAGAAGGCUAUUGAUGUAGUGACAAUGGUGUCUGGUGAUUCUUUGUCUGUGAAACCUGCACGUGUCGUGGCUGGUCAUGAACCAGAGAAAACUAAUGAGCUUUUGCAAGCUAUUGCAAAAUGUUGCCUUAACAAGCUUUCCAGUGAUGAGUCGGUGAGGAGGGUCCUUGCUGGAGAAAAGACAGAUCUUAAAGCAAAAGCACCAUCUAGCUCCAAAUCUCAGGGGAAAGAAAACAGAGAAAAAAGUGAUGAGCAUAAGAAGCAAAAAGACAAAGAACAGGAGGAAAAGAAUGAAAAUGGAAUUAAAGACGUAAGCAGAGAUCGGAAAGAAAAGGAACAGUCAAGGGAACGUGGAAAACCAAUGGAUAAAGAAAGGGAUCGACACAAAGAUGGCGAUAGACGAGACAGAGCUAAAGAGCAUGAGCGAGACCGAGCAAGAACAAAAGAAAGGGAUCAGGAAAACCACAAGAAUCGUGGGGAUGGAGAAAGAAUGGAGAAGGAAAAGAAUCGAGGUACAGAAAAAAUGGAGAAGGACAAGAUUAGAGGUGAUGGAGAAAAGGACAAAGAGCGAAGUAAAGAGAGGGAGAGAAACAGAGACAAAGAAAAAAUGAGAGAGAAAAGAGAGAAGGACAAGGAGCAUGAGCAUUUGAAAGACCAUGGUAAAGACCAAGAAGUGGAAAAGGAAAAAGCUAAAGAACAGGAGAAAACAGAGAGACGGUCUAAAGUUGCUGCAGAGGACAAACCACCCAUACAGCCUUCAGAAGUGAUGAAGAAGGACAACAAAAAUGAUGCAGAGCAAGAGGUUGAGAGCCCUGUGAGAAUUCCAAGGCCUUCAUCAGCAAAAGGCCAAAGAAGGAAACCAAAAUCAGGAGCUGAAGAUGAGUCUGAUGUUGAAGGAGAUCCUGAAGCUUCCCAAUAUUCCAUUGAGAAGAAGCAUGCAGCUGAGGUGAAUGGAGAGAUUUCAGAUGAACUUUCUCCCCAAGCUGUUCAGAGCAAGCGAAUAUCUCGACCAGGAAGUGCAAGGCCUGCACCUCCCAGAGUGAAGAAGCAAGAAAGUGCAGAUUCUCCUUCAGAAAGACCUGGUAGUGCAAAGCCUGUGACUAAUGUCAUUGUGGAUAAAGGAAAGAAUGCUGAAGAGGAAGAGGAUGAUGAUGAACAGUUUGUGGUGGAAGAAACUGUUUCACAGCUUCCAGAUAUGCCUGAGAUGGAACCUGUGGCAGCAAUGGAAUUGCAUGAUGGUGAAGACCAUGGUGGACUUGUCAAGAAGAUUUUGGAAACCAAGAAAGAUUUUGAAUCUUCAAAGUCUGUAACAAAACAAAAAGAUCAGGAGAAAACCAUCAUCUCUGAAACAGCGAGAAAGAAGGAGAAGGAGCUAGUGACAAAGGAAAUAGAAAGACUACGAACCUCCAUUCAGACCCUGUGUCGCAGUGCCUUGCCUCUUGGGAAAAUAAUGGACUACAUACAAGAAGAUAUGGAUUCCAUGCAGAAUGAGUUAUCAAUGUGGCGUAAGGAAAACAAAAAGCACGCAGAAUCUCUCCUAAGAGAACAAAGUGUUACAGACAGUGCUGUGGAGCCACUAAAGACUGAACUUGCUGAACUGGAGCAGCUGAUCAAGGAUCAGCAGGAUAAGAAUUGUGCUGUCAAGGCAAACAUACUGAAAAAUGAAGAUAAGAUCCAGAAGAUGAUUUCAAGUAUUAACUUCUCUUCAAGAACGUGAGGGAGAAGGACUCUUGCACAUUCGGCACAAAGUCAUUAAUGCAGUUCGACUAAUGAUGUGAAGAAAUGGUGGCUAGGAGGAAUCUUGUAGCAGAGCAGACUAAUUGGGUGCAAAGCAUUUCUUUGCAUUCCAGUCUCUCAGUCAUUUGCAUUCCACUAGAGAACUUAUUAUAUUGCACAUUUUAAAGAAAGCAAAUGAGUGCGUAAAAUAAAAGCAUUGCUUAUAAAUAGCUUGCAGCCCUGAAAGCAGGACUUGUAUUUUUUUUGCUUGCAGAAGUUCAUGAAGACAAUUUUAGCAAAGUACUCAAUGUGAGUGCAAAAGGAGUUGGUUAAAAUUGAUGGGAGGAAUUUUACCCACUUUAUAUUUGACUGAUUGUUACUCUUGAUUCUGCAGAUUUCUGAAUGUUUUUAACAAGCUACAAGGUUCUCUGUAACAAUACAAACACCACAUUAAUUACCUCAACACCAAGGCAUACAGGCAAACUAAUCUCUGCUCAUUGUCCAUGGCACUCAGCACCACAUGGGUUUAUUUUACCAUUGUAAACUGAGGGGUUAGGCCACCAAAAGUUUUUUUUCAUAUGCUUAUAAGAACAUUUUUAUAAAAUAUAAUUUGGUUAUUCUUGAUCCUUUGGUGUAUUGUACAUUUGAGCAUAACUCAACGUAAUGGAGUUUCCUGUAAUUUACUGGUUAAUACAACAGUGGUUCAGAGAUUUUAUCUUUAAGUUCUAAUGUAAAAAUAUCUUUAUACAAAUAAUGGAAAUGCAGCACUUUAAUGUUCUUUUAAACAAUAGGUGGUAUUGGUGAAUUAAAUGUUAGAUCCAUGUUGCUUUGCUAUUGUAAUUUGAAAUAUCAAAUCACAACUUCAAGUCACCAGGUAGCCUAUAUUAUCGAAGGCACGAAAAAUGAUUGGCCAUAGAACUAAGAUAUAUUACUAAAUAAACUGCAACUAUUGCUUACAAAAUAUCACAAACAGAGGCAAAUGCUAUGAGCUCAUCCAUGUGAUGCAGAUCGGAAAAGCGUGUCAGCAAGGCGGCCUGGUAAAUUUAGGAAUGCUGAAUGGAAAUAGUUUGUUACACUAGCAUUGAUACUAAUGCAUGGCCUUGUUAAAUGGUCAAAUCCGACUCACAGAGCACAGGUUCACUUGAGUGCUCUCUGAAUGAAAUGUUGCCUGUAAUUAACUUUCCUAAGAACGUAAUGAAAUAUUAAGUGCUCUCUUGGAGCCAUAAUUUGUCUUCAGUAUGCCCUGGUAUCAGGAGACAUGAUUCUCAGCUACUACUUCAGUCUUAAAGAUAGCUAACCACUGGAGUCCCCAGCUGUUGUGUUUAGGUCAUAUUUUGAGGUUGGUGAAGAACGAUUUUAAUGAAGCUAAAAGCCAAAUCGCAUAUUAAAAUGACACAUUUUGUAACCAUGUUAAUUUUUACUUUUGAAGAACACCAAACCAAAAAUGUUGUUUCAGUAGUCUUUUUUGUUAUAACCACUGCCUGCUGCUUGCUAUGAUGGUGGACACAAUGAAAACACUUCCUUUUUUCCUGCUAACAAAGAAGAAUUUUCUGUCUCAUCAAAUGGAUGUGGUGCCUGUGACUAUCUUUUAAAUUUAUCAGAGGCAAACUUAUUUGCCAAUUUAAAAAAAAGCAGUUGUUAUUUGAGGCUGUUGACCAUAACUUGCAAUUUGUUUUCAAAGUCUUUCUCAUAAUGAAUAUUAAAAGUACCCAAGUACCCAUAAAACUUAUGUUGGCUAGUGUUUCACAAGCCACUGUAUCACAGAAUGUAACACUGCUUUAAUGAAAAUUAUCAGCCAACUCCUGAGAGACUCUGGAAAGUAUAACCGUUUGUACAUUAUUUUUUUAAGCUACAACAUUAACUAUUACUUUAGCAGAAAUAAUGUUAUCCAUUGAAUACUCUUGAUGUGUUCAGUUUUAUCAUUAAGGAUUACCAGCUGCUCCUCAGAAAAGUUGAUUUAAUCCAGGGCAAUGCAGCAAAUUUGUUAAUACAAGGAAAAAGCUAACUUCUGUAAUAUUAGGCUGGCACAAGGCCGAGUCAAAUAAAAAUAUUCUGAAAGUUGUUUAUUCCCUUGUACAUUCCAAGCCAGAAGCAUAAUAUACAACUUUGAGAAUCAGUAUUUCUUUACCUAAAGUAAUGCUCUGACCUGACCCAAUUAUCUUUUUAUGAAUAAGGUUGAAAGAUGCUUCCUGUCCCACCCUAAAAACAUGAAUGCUUUGAAAUAAGGCUUGACAGUAAAUCACUGAGUUUUGGAUAUGUAACAUGAGAAUUCCUUGUGAUAGUGGCCCAUUUCUUACAAUUCACAUUUAGUUUAAUUGUCCAAACAUAUAUGUUAGUGUUUUGGAACACAUUUUCUAUCCAGGAACAAAUAAAAUCAUCUUUCCUAUGAUGUUGGCCCCAUUUGUAGGAACUAAACUCAGGGCAAAUGUGGAAAUAAGUUGUUUUACAAUUUCCAUUAAUUUUGAAGACUUAAAAUUUUUCUUUUUAGAAGAAAACCUUGAUAUGAAAGAGCUAAUGCACUCUUCAGACUUGGUUGAUGGGAUUUUGCCAGAGCAUCACAAAGUCUAAUCUAUGUGGUAUGUUCAUUUUUGGGUGAACAUGCUGGAAGGAGGUGUUUGUGAUCACUUGUUUUGACACAAUGUUUAUUUUAUCUUUGGAGUAAAGUUUCCAGUUAAAAAUGAGCUGUGUGAUAUAUCCCAGAGGAAAUGUAUUUUGCCAAAUAUUAAUUGGUAAUAUCUCACUAAAUGCUUUUGUGUUCUGAAGAACUUUGAUCUUAUUUCUUCUGUCCUUUAAAACAAUCCAAAAUUGCAGAAACUACUUAGAAUGAUGUAGUUGUUUAAAACUUCUUUUGUUAGGUUUCUUUUGAAUGAUCAAAUCUCUUCUGAUGACUGGCCCGACUGGGUUAAGAUGCUUCAUGUUAAAUUGGAGAAGGAUCCUAAGUGAACUCCAGGUUUGAGUUAAAUUUAGCUGAUGCCAACUUGGCCACAGUUUGUCUCCAUUCUCCUGGCUAGGGAGGAAGAAAAUCAGCCACAAUUCUCAGCACAGAUUGCUUUCCAGUGACUCCUGCUGGAAACUGUGAAUGCUUAGGGUUGGCUAUGAACGGGGUUAUUUCUGACUUUUUGUUUACCUGAAAAGUGACAACUUGAACAUACAAAGGGCAGAGAAACCAAAUUAAACCAAAAAUAGUUGGUCUUUUUGUUUAAUCAUUUAAUAAUUCUCUUUUUUAAAGCUAGACCAAGAUGUAACUUUUGAAAUUUUGUUUCAACUGUUUAAGUCAGUGAUGAGAAAGUUUGGAAGAAACAUAUCUGUGCAUUAAUCUCGAGUUCUGAAAACUUUGUGCAUAUAGUGAGUUUGUGUUUUUUUAAAACUAUCAUUGUCAGACUUAAUCCCAAAAUUGCUGAUUAAUGAUUAACUAACAGUUUUAGAUUUUGAUUGAGCCCUUCAACAAACCCCAAAUCCUGCUUUGAAAAGUAAAGCAUGUCCCCUUAAGUGAUUCCUAAAACUCAGUGAAAACAGAUAAUCUUGUACAUCUCUGAACUGGUAUGCUCUACUUGUGUUCAAUUAGGCACAGUAUAACAUGUUACUACAAAUUUUUUUUUGCAAAUACACAUGAAAACUAUAACUCGUGUGUCUUUUAAAGGUGAAUUAAUGACAGUAGUGAUCUAAUUAUUCCCCCAAGACUUGUAUUUGUUUGAUAAUUGAUUUAUGUAACUUUGAAGAAGAGUAGAUGACAAACUCGGGCUAAUACUUGGUAACCACAGAGCAACAGAAAAGGACACUCCAACUUUAAAUGGGUAGUGGAGUCUAGUGCUUUUGCAAUGAACCUUCUCCAGAUUGCAGGUGAUCACCAGCUUGCAGUAAUGUGAACUGGGAUCAUUCAUUAACAUGAUAGUUUUGAUUAAAUAAAAUUCUUUAUGGAGCUUCAAAUGUUUGAUGCAUUGUUAAUUGUUACUCUUGUAUAUUUUUGUAAAUUUUGGUCACUGUAAUAUAGUUAAAUUAAUUUUCUAGUGGAGUGAAAUAAAAUGUGCAGCUGUAUUCAGUGUUCUGUUUGUAUUAGCAGCUAAGCUCUAUUGUGAAGGCUCAACAAUGGUAUAUGAUUCAGUUUUAGGGAAUAUUUACUGAGAAAACCCUUGUUCUCCUCCAGCCCUGUA